AUGCCAAGUUGGCGUGCCAUUCCGGUAUUUAAGAGAGUACGAAAAUUGUAUUUCGUUUAUAACAUUUUAUUACAACAUCAAAAGAAAAAUACAAGAAAACGAAAAUUUUGGAUACGGCCAAUGUUUACACAAAGGAUGAGGCGUCUCCAAGGCGCAAGUGACAAUUUAGUCGUUGAAAUGCAAACGACCGAUUGUGAAAAGUUCUUCAAUUACUUUAGAAUGACACCAGAAUUAUUUGAUAAAUUGCUGUCAUUAAUUGGACUACAUAUUGAGAAGCAAGAAUUAUGUCGAGUCCCAAUUUCAUCUCGUACAAGAUUGCAACUGAUUUUACGCUGGUUAGCAUCUGGUGAUAGUUUGGCACCUCUUUCAUAUGCAUUUCAUAUUGGAGCAAAUACCGCUUCUAAAAUCAUAAAGGAGACUUGCACUGCAUUGUGGGAGAUAUUAAAAGAUAGAGUUUUUCUACAACCCACUGAUGAAAAUUGGCAAAAGGUUGCUGACGAUUUUGAGAGAAUUUGUCAAUUUCCCAACUGCAUUGGAGCUGUCGAUGGAAAGCACAUUAUGAUUCAGGCAUCACCGAAUAGUGGCUCGUCUUUCUGUAAUUAUAAAGGCAAUCAUAGUAUAAAUCUGCUUGCCGUGAGUGAUGCAAAUUGUUGCUUUAGCAUUGUAGACAUUGGAGCAGAAGGAAGACGUAGCGAUGCUGGUGUGUUUGCUAGCAGUAACCUUGCUCAUCUAUUGGACACAAGUUCACUUCAACUAUUUAAUUUCAACUAUUGA
This is a messenger RNA of Mycetomoellerius zeteki, 774 nucleotides long. Its product is annotated as putative nuclease HARBI1. Bases 1 to 774 code for a protein of 257 amino acids. Lineage: Eukaryota; Metazoa; Arthropoda; Insecta; Hymenoptera; Formicidae. The record is from RefSeq and is a predicted model, not a curated record. The transcript has 2 exons.